AUGACUGUAGGAUUUGAGAUUGUAUUCGCCGUUCCAAUGGAAUGUAAUGCCUGUGUUGAAUCAGUAGCAAAAGUUCUCGGGAAAUUAGAAGGAAUACAAAAAUUCGAUAUCAAUUUGAAAUCAAAUUUAGUUACAACAGAAGGUACUUUGCCACCCAGUACAAUUGUAAGAGCCAUUCAAGAAACUGGUCGAGAUGCAAUCAUUAGAGGUACUGGAAGACCUAAUUCUGCGGCUGUGUGUAUUUUAGAAUCAUUUGACCCUAGAGACAUCAAGCUGCCAGUCAAAGGAUUAGCCAGAAUUGUUAGUGUUUCCCCUACUGAUUUAUUUAUAGAUUUGACAGUUAAUGGAUUAGCUAAGGGGAGAUAUUAUCCUUCCAUUAGAACCUCGGGUAAUUUGUCAAACGGGGCCCUUUCUACAGGACCAAGUUAUUAUGAUUUAGAUCCAAUUGAUGUUGAACAACCAUCUAGUGUUUCUACUGCUAUAAAUUCCUUGGGUGCUUCAAUUGUAGAUGGAGAUGAAACGUUGUGUGCUGGUCAGGCUUUUCUUCAUGCAAAAUUGAGUAUCAAUGAAUUAAUUGGAAGAAGUAUCAUCUUAUCUAAAUUGGAAGAUAAGAUAUCUAGUGAUUCAUUAUGUGGUGUAAUUGCUAGAUCUGCAGGUGCUUGGGAAAAUGAUAAACAAGUUUGUAGUUGUACUGGUAAGACAGUAUGGCAAGAACGUACAGAUGCUAUAGCAAGAGGUGUUACAGUGUGA
Molecule: messenger RNA, 750 nt
Organism: Hemisphaericaspora subhashii
Lineage: Eukaryota; Fungi; Ascomycota; Pichiomycetes; Serinales; Debaryomycetaceae
Gene: CCS1
Product: copper chaperone
Exons: 1
Coding region: 1-750 (249 amino acids)
Biological process (GO): removal of superoxide radicals
Cellular component (GO): cytoplasm
Molecular function (GO): copper ion binding; superoxide dismutase copper chaperone activity
Source: RefSeq, a predicted model, not a curated record